AUGGAUGACUUUAUCGACAUGGAAGCCUCGGCCAUCCGCGCCUCGUCGCCCUCCCCGUCUCUCUCCCCAACACCCGCCAUCUCCUCAUGCCCAUCCCCAGACCGGACCUUCUCCACGGUCUCCUCGCACUCGACCUCGUCCGCCACCUCCGCCGACGCCCGCUCCUCGGUGUCCAUCUCGACCAAGAGACGCGGAUACAUCCGGCCCCAGGGCGCCGAAUUCGCCGACUCCGCGCGCCACCGCGAAAGCGUCAUGAGUUUGGGCAGCAUCGCCCACCUGCAGUACUACUUCGCGCGCACGGGCCUGCUCGACGGCAAGGGCGGCCACGCGCGGGAAUACAAGAAGAAGAAGAAGAAUCCGGAAGAUCGGGCGCGGAUGCUGCUGACGCCCAACGCGCGGUUCAUCGACGACAUCUCGGACAGUGCGACCACCGAUGAGGAGAUCUCGGAUGUGGGGGAAGAUGGGUUCGACGGGCAUGAUGAGAUGAUGCUGCCGCCGACGGUCAGCACGUAUAGCAUUAAGACUCACUACAUUCCCCCCCCGCCGGAUCUGAUGACGCUACGGAGGGACUUGGUGCAUUCGCUCGAUAAGGCGAAGCGGAAUAUUGAUGAUAUCGUCGCGCAGAAGGGUCUACCUCCGGAUAUGAACCCGCCUCGCAUCAGUCUGUCGCCCGAUGGUGCUCCUAGCGCGGAUGAGGAGUCCCCCUCCAGCAAGCCAGCGCAGCCCAUCUCGCAGCGUCUGCAUGAGAUCUACGGUCUGCGGAUUCUGGACGUCGUCACGCUCGCGAUCCGCGCGGCAAAGAUCUACUACACGACCCACGAGCGGCCCGAGCGACUGGCAUCCAUCCGGAGCGAGCGGGAGAUCCGACAGGAUCUGUUCAACGUCCUAGAGGUACUGAAGCGGUGGGCGUCGCGCAACUUCGCAGGCGGGCUCCGCGAGGACGAGCUGUCCUCGAUUCGAGGCUGGAUGUCAAGCGUGCACGACCUUCUAGCACAAGAGUCCCAGCUCGAGGCGGCAGAGGCCAAAGAACGCGAAGGGUGGACCUGGGCCCGGGGCGACUGGAGCGGGCGCGAGCGCGAGCGCGAGGAAGCCUUCCUGCGCAGUCUGGUUGAAGACACCGACAGCCCUCUGCCAGUCUGGACCGCCCCAGAGGACGGGCCCCUCCCGACGCCGCUGCUGGAGCGCUUCCGCGACGGGCGAGAACUCGUGCGCGCGCACAACCAGGCGAUCCGCAAGUCGAAGCGCCAGUUCUGCGAGAUCAAGAAAUACCACCAGGAUGUCGCGAAGCCGUACCGCUGCGCUGAGAAUCUCCGCUUCUGGGUCAAGGCCGCCGAGAUCCGGUGGGAGACGAAGCUCAAGAUGGACGUGAUGGGCGUUGUCAAUGGCGGCGAUGAUGACGCCUGGAGAAAAUUCGAUGCAGCGCUCUUGCGUUGGUGUCAUGCGGUGCGCGAGGAGUUGACGCGCGACUGGCAGGAGCCGCAGAGCGUUGCAGAUGCGGGUGUUCCUGCUGACAGUAUGGCAGUUUGA
Aspergillus candidus is the source of this 1527-nucleotide messenger RNA. RefSeq lists its product as uncharacterized. The coding region runs from base 1 to 1527 and encodes 508 amino acids. Lineage: Eukaryota; Fungi; Ascomycota; Eurotiomycetes; Eurotiales; Aspergillaceae. The transcript has a single exon. The record is from RefSeq and is a predicted model, not a curated record.